UAGCAGAUCUGGCACCCGCAAGCAACGUCAUCCCCGCGCGGUCGCAGAAUCUGGAGAGCUUUUCCACAACUCUAUUUUAUUUCACGGGGGAAACAUAGCUGCACAUAGGUCUGACUGCAUAUCGCCGCCCCGCCCGCCUGGCCCUCGACCACGGCGCUGCAUGUCGCUGCGAGCGUCCCUCCUUCAGCGCCUCCUGCCGUCGCCCGCCGUCGCCCUCGCCCCUUCGCCAGACACCCGCGUCCUCCCCACGCGGCGUGAGGAACCAGGGCUCUAGGCUUUUGUAGCGUCCAGUCCACCUCCUGAAGGACGCCAUGGCCGCCGCCUCGUGGAGAAUGGCCGCGGGGACGCUCGGGUGCUCGGCCGCGCUCCUGCGCUCGAGGGCGCCCCUCCUGAGGAUUCGCGCCACACUUCCCUUGUCGGCUUCAACGACCAAGUGCUAUGCGCCGGCGGUGUCCCUCGUCCUGUGCAGGGACUUCCACGCUCUCAGGUUUUCCAGAAAUAUGGAAUUCUUCACUUCCAGCGACGCGCCCCUUCCGAAGAAGACCAUGGAGGUCGCCAGAGCGUUGGGCGAGCGAGAAAGGCCACUGACGCUGCUCUUCUGCUGGCUCAUGGCCAAGGAGAGGCACGUCCGGAAAUACGCCCAACUCUACACCAACCUGGGCAUCGAUGUGCUCAAAGUGCGAGUGUCGCCCUUCGAUCUGCUCAGGCCCACCAAGGGGUCGCAGGUUGCAGCAGACCAGGUAUUGCAGUUCCUCCACGCCAACCCAUCUCACAGCCCAGUCCUGAUUCAUGGCUUCAGCGUGGGAGGCUACGUGUUCUCUGAAGUCAUGGUGAAGGUCGAAAAUGACUUCAAGAAACAUGGGCAUCUCCUGAACAGAUUUGUGGGCCAGAUUUGGGACAGCGGGGUUGACAUCGAUGGGAUCCCCGACGGCAUGCCACGGGCCAUUACAAAUAACGCCUUGUUGCAGAAGUCCAUGAAGAAGUAUUUGGAAUGGUACUUGAAAAUCCAGUAUGACACAGCAACGAUACACUACGAAAGAGCAAGCCAAAAGAUGCACCAGAACUUUGUGGGCGUCCCUGGCUUGUUCCUUUUCUCAGACAACGACCCGGUCUCCACGCCAGAGAUGAAUGCGAGGGUCUACAAGAAAUGGGAGGCUAAGGGCCAUCAGGUGUACACCGGGCACUGGCAAAAGUCUCCUCACGUGACCCACUUCCAGCGGCACCCAGUCGAGUACCAGGAGCUGAUGGUGGCCUUCCUGGAGCGCGUCGGGAUGAUCGAGCCGGCCAGACAGAGAGCCACGUCUAUCUAAAUGCGGAGGGACGUUUAGAAUGAAUGGUGGUUUCGGGUUUCUAGUGCGUAGCGAAGCAAUGGCCAAAAGAGUUUUUUGACCUUGUAAUGGGAGGAGAAAUGUUUCAGGUCAGAAUGAGAUGGACUUUCAUGAAUUCAUUUAUAGAUUUAUGUACUGGAGAGUUUGAGAAUGUCUUGUUACAGAAGAGUGAGUGCAAUAUAUGAUAUUUACAUUUACCUUAACGUGCAUUUGAUCUUAUCAGUUGCCUUGGGUUACUUUUACAAUGUUUAUGUAACACGGAAAGCAUAUUAUCUCAACUGUAAAAUGAUGCAUUUAUGAAACAUGCACUAAGAUUAGAUUUUGUUUAUAAAAGUGAUUUUUGAUGAACUGUUUUUUAAUAAUCACAAUUGGCUGGAAGGAAUGAGAAACAAGUAUUUUUUAUUUGAUUUUCUUGUUUUUACUUUAUAUUUGUACUGACAGAGUUACCAGUGAAGAAUGGAAUUCACAAAGUUGUAUAUCAUUUUAUAAUAUGUAUUAGAUACAGAGACCAUGCAAUAAUCAGUAUCAUGCCAGCACACACAUAUAGAUUGUAGGUUUGUGAUAUCACAGCCACUGAAGUGUUCAUACAUGAAAGUAAUUCACGAUCUUUCUACAAAUCAACUAAUCGUUAAAAAAAAUAGAUAAAAUGAAACAAGAUUAUCAAAAAGAAGGAAUAUGACCAUUUGGCUUUCCUUGUGUUCUUACAUUUAGAUGAGGUUUGUGUAAGUGAACUAAUUCCAGAAAAGACAGAUCAUAUUUUUGUCUAAAUUGAACAAUACCUACUUUGAGAUCAUAACUUUACCAGUAUAUGACCUGGUGAUCAGUGUGCUUGAAUGGAGUUUCCGGUGCAGCUAUAGCAUUAUUACAUAUUCAUUCAAAGAUGUGCAUCUUCAUUAUCAGAAUAAAAGUAACAAAAUGUU
Messenger RNA from Penaeus vannamei (Pacific white shrimp), 2248 nucleotides. RefSeq names its product transmembrane protein 53-B. NCBI's taxonomy places the organism in Eukaryota, Metazoa, Arthropoda, Malacostraca, Decapoda, Penaeidae. Gene Ontology annotation, molecular function: serine hydrolase activity. The record is from RefSeq and is a predicted model, not a curated record.